Molecule: messenger RNA, 2676 nt
Organism: Micromonas pusilla CCMP1545
Lineage: Eukaryota; Viridiplantae; Chlorophyta; Mamiellophyceae; Mamiellales; Mamiellaceae
Exons: 3
Coding region: 1-2676 (891 amino acids)
Source: RefSeq, a predicted model, not a curated record
AUGUCUUCGGCGGACGACGCCGACGCGGCGGCGGCGGCGGAAGUGGACGCCGUCGCCUCCGCGGUCGCGGCCGUCGACGUCGCGGCGACGGACGACCGCGCCGCCCCUCCUCCCGCGACGACGACGACGAGUAAGAGGACCAUCUCGCGCGCGUCGUCGACGACGUCGACGAGCGCUUCGAGGCCGUCGAGCGCGGAGGAGGCUGCGGCCGCGCUGCUCGAGCUCGUCGUGCGCGGCGACCCGCUCAAGUCGCUCGAGCGCGCGGAGAAGAUGGCCGUCGCCGGCGCGCUCGCGUGCGUCGCCGUCGGCCUCGACGGCGACGCGCGCGCGGCGCGCGCGUUCCUUCGACUCGUGUCUACGAAGAUCCUCGAGCUCGACGACGACCGCGUCGCCGCGGUCGAGCCGCUGCUGACGCCCGCGCCGAGGACGGUGGCGGACCUCGCAACGCGGAUGAGCGACGCGUCGCGCUCGUUCGCGCGCGCGGUGGCGCCGGAGGCGGAGAGCGACGAGGAGCGCGCGACGCGAUGGCGCGAGAUCCUCGCCGCGGUGGUCUACGGCGUCGCCGCGGAGGAAGCCAGCGAGGGAUUGAGGCGCCGGCGGGACGCGGCGGCGUCCGACAUCUCCCUCUUCGUUCCCCCCGCGGCCGCGUCCGCGGCGGUUCGGAGACUCGCGAAGGUGGCGAACGUGGAGUGGGAGACGAUGCUCGCGCUGGAGGACGCGCUCGGGGCGUACUUGAAGGCAGCCGUGGAGGCGUCCGCGGCGGCGGCGGCGGCGGCGGAUGAAAAAACAAAAAACGAAAAAGGAAGAGGAGGAGGAACGUCGUGGUCGUCGUGGACGAAAAGAGAGGCGUCGCUCGGGGAUAACGUCACGCGAUGGACGUCCGUCGGCGCCGCGGCGGCCGUCGGCGGCGCGCUGCUGUUCAUCACCGGCGGCCUCGCCGCGCCGGCGUUGAUGGGAUCCAUCUCGGGACUCGCCGCGGCUGGCGGCGCGCUCGGCGCCGCCGCCGCCGCCGCGUCGACCGUCGUGGCCACCUUCGGCGGCGCCGCGGGGAUCACCGCGCUGUUCGGCGGCAUCGGCGCGGGGCUCACGGGGUGGAGGAUGGCGCGCCGGACGUCGGGGUUGACGCAGUUUUCGUUCCUGCCGCUGCGGAACGAGGGGGUCGGCAUGAGCGUGUACCUGUUCGUUCCGGGGUUCACGAGAGAUCCCGCGGAUCUCUUCCGCGCGUGGGGGGUCUCCGACGGCGUGUACUCCGCGGUGCUCGACCGCGACGACGUGCUGAAGUCGGGUGAAGGCGGCGGAGGCGGUGAUGGCGGCGCUGACGCGUCGGAAGAAAUAUCUUCCGACGUGGCAGCCUCUGAUUCGUCGUCGGCGACGUCGUUCGAUUGCGGCCGAUGCGGAAUGACGCUCGCGAGGGACGCGACCACGGGCGACGUCGUCGUCGUCCGCGCGACGCGCGGCGGCGCGGCCGCCAACGCGGGUGUCGCCCCCGGGUCCGUGCUCGUCGCCCUGGCCGUCGGGACCGCCGCGGACGCGAAAGUUCGACUCGCGACGGCGGAGGAAGAGCGCGAAGGCGCCGCCGUUGGCGGGGACUCGGUGAUUUCCCUCGACUACGCCGCCGAGCUCCUCCGCGACGGGAACCCUAAAUCCAGCGAUGAUAAUACCCCUAGCACCCCCACCCCAGACGCAGCAUCGGAACCCGAGGAAGACCCGGACCGCGUCGAGUUGUGGCUGCGGCGCAACUUACGCGCGAGCGCAAACGCGGAGGCUGGUCCCGGCGCGUUGAGCGGCGCGCUCCCGGAGAUUCAACUCUGGGACGGCGUCGUCGCCGCGACGAAAGUUUUGGAGACGCCGAGAUCCGCGGACGAAGAAGCCGCCGCCGCCGCGGAGCUGCAGCGGCAAUGGCCGCUGAAGCACGGGGAGCAGCACGUCGUCGCGUGGGAGCACGCGGCGCUGAGCGACCUCGGGAGGCACCUCGCGAGUUUCGGGAAGGAGCACGUCGCGGGAUACGCCGCGAAGGGCAUCGUCGCGCAGACCGCGUUCGCGUCGAUCGCCGCCGCGGUGGCGUGGCCCGUCGCGUUGUUAAACACCGCGUCGUUCAUCGACUCGCCGUGGUCGGUGGUGGAAUCUCGAGCCGCGGACGCGGGAAUCGAGCUCGCGAACGCGCUCCUGAGACGCCAGCAAGGGAAUCGCCCGGUGACGUUGGUCGGGUACAGCCUCGGGUGCGUCGUCAUCGCGAAAGCCGCGGAGAUCUUAUGCGGACGGAACGAAUACGACGACGACAGCGGCGGCGGAAACGGCGGAAACGGCGGAAACCGCGAAGAAGAAGAAGAAGAAGAUGAUAAGACCGCCAAAACCGCCGGCGGCCGCGGCCGCGGUCUGAUCCGCGACGUCGUCCUCGUCGGCUGCACGUUCGGCACGAGCGGCCCGGAGUGGAAACACCUGCGCGAGGCCACGAGCGGGCGGGUCGUGAACGCGUACCUCGGCGACGACCGCGAUUGGAUGUUACGGUUCGUUCGGAGGGCGUCCAGCCUCGCCGUGACGGAGGGGCUCGCGGCGUGGAGCGAGGUGAAGCGCGACGGGAUCGAGAACGUGGAGGUUGGGGGGGUGUGCGGGGGGGGGCUGGUGGAGAUCCCGGACGAUAUGCCGAAGAUACUGCGGGCCGUGGGGUUGGAGUGA